Phyllopteryx taeniolatus (common seadragon) is the source of this 3930-nucleotide messenger RNA. It is a transcript of the gene zbtb11, whose product is annotated as zinc finger and BTB domain containing 11. The coding region runs from base 295 to 3744 and encodes 1149 amino acids. Lineage: Eukaryota; Metazoa; Chordata; Actinopteri; Syngnathiformes; Syngnathidae. The transcript has 10 exons. Gene Ontology annotation, molecular function: protein binding; DNA binding. Gene Ontology annotation, biological process: regulation of immune system process; regulation of cytokine production; negative regulation of transcription by RNA polymerase II. The record is from RefSeq and is a predicted model, not a curated record.
UUGGUGAAAAGUGUAACCAGAGCGCCCUCUGGUGGCGAAUCGCACUUCCGCCAACGCGUACGCAACAUCCGGUUGUGCAGCAGCCAUUUUAUCUGUUCGGGCACGUCUACCCUGACGUUCGACAAACUGCCGUUCCACCUUGACUAAAAACACUCGAAAAUACUCACCAUGCCUUUAUUUCAACUUCAAACUUGCGUGUAAAAAUAUAUGAACAUCCCUAACUCGCGUCCGAAGAGCGGCCGACUUUUAGCGAUAAAACGCCUCGAGUAGAAACGAGAAAGAAGGCCGAACAGUAUGUCGUGCGAGGAGAGCUACUUGGCCAUCAUUCGCUAUCUGACGGACGAGCUCGAACCGUACGCCCCGGGCACGCCGGGCAACACCAAGCGGAAGAUACGCAAAGCGGCCGCCUGCUACGUGGUCCGCGGCGGCACCCUGUACUACCAGCGGCGGCUCAAGGGCCAGGACGUGUUCACCGAGCUGGAGGUGGUGCUGCGGGACGAGCGCAGGAAGGAACUGAUCGAGCGGACGCACGUCCCCGAAGGCGGGGAGCACUUGAACCAGCAGCUCACCUGGGAGAGCAUCUCGCAGAAGUACUGGUGGAGAGGUAUCCUGAAGCACGUGAAGGACCACAUCCGCGAGUGCACCACCUGCGCCAGCCGACGGGGCGCGGACGACGGCUCCGGAGGAGGCGGGCGCUCAUACGGCCGGCCGAGGAAACGCAAGGCGGCCUCCAGAGAAGAAGAGGACGACGAUGAAGAGGAGGAAGAAGAGGGCGAGGAGGGAGAAGAGGCAGAUGACGGUAUCUUCUUCACAGACCCGUCUGGUCGGAACAGACCCAAGGUGGCAAAGACUGGAGAGAAGCACGAGUUGGUCUAUGUGAACAGCAAGGGUGAGGUAAACCAGUUCCUGUCCAAGCACGGUCAGACGGUGCUGGAUAAACUCAACCACCAGCGCCUCAACAAUCAGUUCUGCGACAUCACGCUGCUGAUCGAGGGCGAGGAGUACCGGGCACACAAGGCGCUGCUGGCGGCGUGCAGCGAGUACUUCAACGAGCUCUUCUUCGAGAAGGGCGCCGCGUCCACGCACGAGGCUGUGGUCGACCUCGCCGGUUUCACCAAAGACAGCUUCCUGCCUCUGCUGGACUUCGCCUACACGUCCAUGCUGACGUUCAACUUCAACGUCAUGGCGGAGAUCGCCAACCUGGCGCGCCACCUGCUGAUGCCCGAGGUGCUGCAGAUCUGCGAGUCGGUGCACAAGCAGGUGGAGGAGCAGAGGCUGGUGGUGUACCAGCAGGGGGAAAGCCACACCGUGGUGGCCGGACAGGCGGCGGAGUCCGCCUCCGACGAGGCGGGCUCCUACACGGUCACUAUACAAAGCGACGGUAGUGCGGUGGUCACUCACGCGGGGCUCACCCAUGCUGGGCUCGCAGUGGCGGGGGAGUCUUUCGCUAUCAUGGCACCCGCGGGCACCGAGCAGCCGGUGGCGGUUACGGCCGAGGCGGUGGAGGGCGCCGAGACCCUGACGCUGAUCACGCACCAGGCGGCCCUCGUGGCCGCGGAGGGGGAUACCAUGACGGUGGUCACCCACAGCGGGCAGGCGGGCGCCACCGAGUCCCUGGCGGUGGUGUCGGCCUGCCUGGCCAUCGAGCAGCCGGACGAGGUAGAGACUUUUCUCUUAAACAUGGAGCCCGAACAAGAGAAGCCCGCAGAAGUUAAUAUGGUGUCUGCGGUCGAGCUUCAGACCCAGCUGGCAGCCGAUAUGUCAGAGUCAGCGCCCGAACCACUCGCCCCACCUCCCGCGAAACGGAAACGGGGGCGCCCGGCCAAGGUGAAGAAGGAAGUGGCGAUGGAGGUGUUUGAAUCACCACCGCCGCCGCCGCCGCCGCCGGAGGACGAGGAGGAAGAGGCGGAACCGUCCGCCGAUGACGACAAGCAGGAAGCCAACCAACGACGACUGCGGCAGCGUUCCAUUGGUGAGGGCGGCUACGCUCGCCUCCACAUGGGUCUGGACGACGACGACGACGACGUGAAGAUGGCCGCCGUGCCGCCACGUGGCGCCCCCACGCCAAAGGUCGCGAGACCUGGGAAGAGGGGGCGGCCUCCCAAGCAGCCGGAGGAGAACCCGGUGGGAGGACAACUCGGGUCGGCGGAGGACCGGGAACCGGACGCUUCUGCCGGAGACACGUGCUCGACAGAGGCCGUCGCACCGCCGGCGGCCGAGCGGGACGCCGAGGUCCCGGCUGAGGGCGGCGCGGAGGGCGAGCACACGUGCUCAGAGUGCGGCUUGUCCUUCCACCGCCGCUACGCUCUCAUCAUGCACGCCAUGAAGCACGACAAAAGUCGCGGAUACAAGUGCAGCCUGUGCAGCAAAGACUUCCAGUACGCCGCCUCUCUGCGCGCCCACCUAGCCCGCCACAAGCAGCAGAGCGGCCAGCGGGCGCCCGGCCCCAAAUCGGCGUCCUCGUCUUCGACCCUCGCCGAGGACGGCAAGGCGACGUGGCCCCCCGCCAAGCGCGAGUUCGUCUGCGACAUCUGCGGAAAGACGCUCCCCAAGCUGUACUCGCUGCGCAUCCACAUGCUGCACCACACGGGCGUGCGGCCGCACGCGUGCAAGGUCUGCGGCAAGACGUUCGCCCACAAGCACGGCCUGAAGAUGCAUCGCGCGCUCCAUGACGUCACCAAGCAGUUCCACUGUCAGUACUGUCACAAGUCCUUCGUGAGCAAGCGCAGCAUGGAGGAGCACACCAGCCUGCACACCGGUGAAUCCAAGUAUCUGUGCAACACGUGCGGGGCGACGUUCCACCGAGCGUCGGCCUUGAGCAAACACCUGAAGAAGCACAAACCCAAGCCUGACGUGCGCGCCUACGCGUGUUCUCACUGCGACAAGAGCUUCUACGAGGCCAGAGACCUGCAGCAGCACAUGAACAAGCACAUGGGCCUCAAGCCCUUCCAGUGUCAGGUGUGCGGCAAGUGCUACAGCUGGAAGAAGGACUGGUACUCGCACGUCAAGUCGCACACCGUGGCCGAACCUUUCAAGUGUAACGUGUGCGGCAAGGAGUUCUUCGAGAAGGCCCUGUUCCGGAGGCACGUGAAGAAGGCGACGCACGGCAAGAAGGGCCGCGUCAAGCAGAACCUGGAGCGCGAGUGCGAGCACUGCGGCAGGAAGUUCACGCAGCUCCGAGAGUACAGGAGGCACAUCAACAACCACCAAGGCGUGAAGCCGUUCGAGUGCGUGACGUGCGGCGUGGCGUGGGCCGACGCCCGCUCCCUGAAGCGCCACGUGCGCACGCACACGGGCGAGCGCCCCUACGUCUGCCCCAAUUGCCAGGAGGCGCACAUCGACGCGCGCACCCUGCGCAAGCACAUGUCCAAGUACCACGCCGACAGCCUGCCGGGCAAGAUCAUGCUGGAGAAGGACACGCUGCAGUUCCACAACCAGGGCACGCAGGUGGAGCACGCCGUCAGCAUCCUGGCGGCCGACCUGCCGCCCGAGCUGCGCCAGGCGCAGACGCCGGACCACGGCUCCGCCGUCGAGGAGAUCGAGACUGUGCUGAUCACCGAGGAGACGGUGGAGGCGGUGCAGGAGGCGGAGGCGGUCGACGGCUCGUUGGCCACCUUGUCCGACCAGGGCAUCAUGCAGGUGGUCAACUACGUGUUGGCGCAGCAGGCCAUGACUGGCGUCAAGCUGGAUGAGGCGCCCGACGCCAUUCAGACCAUGGAGGUGGAGGUGGCCGAGGUAGAGUAGACCUAUUUGUAUUGUAUCAUCCCGGACUUAUUAUUUUGUUAAGCCUGCACCGCUCUUUCUAUUUUAACUGUGUAAAUAGCUUUGACAAAAAUGGAGGAAUGAUGGCUUUUGGGCCCUUUCAGCCCCCCCCCCACACACACACACACACACACUUAUGUGAUGAUAAAUAAACAACACUGCAUCAUC